AUUCCACCUCUGCUCAAAUAAAACAGCUGUCUGGAGUACCUCUGACCGCUGACGUCUGAACAGUUGUGUGUGUCGUGGAGUGUAUCGUCAACUCAGUGUACAUAAAAAAAUAUAAAAUUCCAGACCUUUACAUUCUUCCAAAACUCCAUCCACCAACAUAUAUGUAAUAAUCAGAAUAACAAAUCAACCCUUGACCUACCAAAACAUAUUCAAUACUGCGUCAUGUAAAAUGUAAAUAAUUGUUCUCCAACAAAUUAAUAUCAUAAGUCUGAUUAAGUCUAUAUAUUUAUUGAGUCAAACAUAUUGUGUUUUUUUUUAAAUUUUUUUUUGUUAUUGUACAUUGAAACGAGAUACAUAAUAAAUAAAAGAAAAGAAGUUGAUAUACCGGCUUUAUUAUGUCUAUUUUACGUGUGAAAAUGAUUUAAUUUCUCAGUGGUUACGUGAUUUUUAUUAUUAUUCAAUUACUUUCUUUUCGUUAAUCUGGAUACGCGAAAUAUAAAGUAAUAAAGAUGACUACAAGGGAGCUGUACGUUAAGGGUGGUAGAGUAUGGAUUCAACAUCCAGAAAAAAUUUGGGAAGGUGCUGUUCUUGUUGAAGAUUAUCAAUCAAGUAAUGGUACUUUAAAAUUUUGCCGAGAAGAAUCAAAUAAAGUUGAUUGUAUUGAAAUAAAAACCGACAAUGAUCUUCCACCUUUGAGAAAUCCCGAUAUUCUUAUUGGUGAAAAUAAUUUAACAUCAUUAUCAUUUCUUCAUGAACCAGCUGUACUUUAUAAUUUACAAAUAAGAUUUCAACGUCAUUCGAUAUAUACUUAUUGCGGUAUUGUUUUGGUUGCGUUUAAUCCCUACAAUGAAUUACCAAUAUAUGGUAAUGAUACAAUUUGGGCAUACAGAGGACAGGCAAUGGGUGAUUUGGAACCACAUAUAUUUGCUGUUGCUGAAGAGGCAUAUACUAAACUUGAAAGAGAAUCACAUAAUCAAAGUAUUAUUGUAUCUGGUGAAUCAGGAGCUGGUAAAACAGUAUCAGCAAAAUAUGCAAUGCGUUAUUUUGCAACUGUUGGUGGUUCAUCAACUGAGACACAAAUCGAAAAAAAAGUAUUAGCAUCAUCACCACUUAUGGAAGCAUUUGGUAAUGCUAAAACUACACGUAAUGAUAAUUCAUCAAGAUUUGGUAAAUUUAUUGAAAUACAUUUUAAUAAUAAAUAUAAUAUUAUUGGUGCAAGUAUUAGAACAUAUUUAUUAGAAAAAUCACGUGUUGUAUUUCAAGCGAAUGAUGAAAGAAAUUAUCAUAUAUUUUAUCAAUUAUGUGAAGCGGUAAAUAAAACAAAAACAAUGAAAGAUCGUUUAUCAAUAUUACAAAUUAAUGAUGGAAUGAAUUUUAAUUAUUUAAAUCAAGGUAAUAAUUAUUAUAUUGAUCGUCUUGAUGAUUCAUUAACAUUUCAAGAUACAGUUGCUGCACUUGGACGUCUUGGAUUUGAUGAAAAACAACAAGAUGAAGUAUUUAAAAUUCUUGCUGCAAUAUUACAUAUUGGUAAUAUUAAUAUUAUUGAACAAAAUAAUCAAAAUAAUAAUCAAGAUACAGAUGGUUGUUUUAUUGAUAAAAAUGAUAAAAGUUUAAAUAUAUUAUCAAAUUUAAUUGGUAUUGAUAUAUUAGAAAUGAAAAAAUGGCUGUGUCAUAGAAAAAUUGUAUCAAUGAAAGAUGAAAUAUUAAAACCAAUGAAUGUUGAACAAGCAAUUGGUGCACGUGAUGCAUUAGCUAAACAUAUUUAUUCUGAAUUAUUUAAUUUUAUUGUAUAUGGUAUUAAUGAAUCAUUAAAAAGUAAAAAUAAAUAUGGUUCAUUCAUUGGUGUAUUAGAUAUAUAUGGUUUUGAAACAUUUGAAAAAAAUUCAUUUGAACAAUUUUGUAUAAAUUAUGCUAAUGAAAAAUUACAACAACAAUUUAAUCAGCAUGUAUUUAAACUUGAACAAGAAGAAUAUUUAAAAGAAGAAAUUGAAUGGACAUUUAUUGAUUUUUAUGAUAAUCAACCAUGUAUUGAUUUAAUUGAAACAAAAUUAGGUAUAUUAGAUUUACUUGAUGAAGAAUGUCGUAUGCCAAGAGGAUCAGAUGAAUCAUGGACUGAAAAAUUAUAUAUUAAAUGUAAUAAAUCAAAACAUUUUGAUAAACCAAGAUUUGGAACAAAUUCAUUUUUAAUUCAUCAUUUUGCUGAUCUUGUUGAAUAUGAAACAUAUGGUUUUUUAGAUAAAAAUCGUGAUACUGUUAUUGAAGAACAAAUUGAUAUAUUACGUACAAGUGAUAAUAAAUUAUUGCGUCAAUUAUUUACUGAUUGUUUACCAAAAUUAACUGUACCAAAUCAAUCUAAAAUUAAAAUAUCAGCACAAAAACCAAUACAACAAUCAUUGACAAUGCCAAAACAAAAUAAAAAAACUGUUGGUUCACAAUUUCGUGAUUCAUUAAAUGCAUUAAUGUCAACAUUAAAUGCAACAACACCACAUUAUGUACGUUGUAUUAAACCAAAUGAUACAAAAGAAGCAUUUGAAUAUAAUCCAAUACGUGCAAUGCAACAAUUACGUGCAUGUGGAGUAUUAGAAACAAUUCGUAUAUCAGCUGCUGGUUUUCCAACUCAAAGAACAUAUUUUGAAUUUUUUCAACGUUAUCGUUGUUUGUGUCCAUUUAAAAAAAUUCAACGUGAUAAUUUACGUGAAACAUGUCGUAUAAUAUUAUCAAUUUAUAUUAAAAAUGAAGAUAAAUUUAAAUUUGGUAAAACAAAAGUAUUAUUUCGUGCUGGACAAGUUGCUUAUUUAGAAAAAUUAAGAGGUGAAAAACAACGUGAUGCAUGUAUGAUGAUACAAAAAAUGAUACGUGGAUGGAUAUAUAAAAAUCGUUAUAUAUCAAUUAAAAAAUCAAUACUUGGAUUACAACGACAUUUAAGAGGUUGUUUAGCUCGUAAAAAAGCAAAUAAAAUACGCCAUGAACGUGCUGCAAUUAAAAUACAAAAAUUCAUACGUGGAUGGCUAGUUAAAAGAAAAUAUAUAAAUAUUAAAAAAACAAUAAUUGGACUUCAAAGAUAUUCACGUGGUUAUUUAGCACGUAAAAAUUAUGAAGUACUUAAAGAUAAUGCAGCAGCAUUGACUGUUCAACGUUUUGUACGUGGAUAUUUAGUUAGACGUGCUUGUCAGCAAAAAAUUAAAAAUAUAAUUAUUGUACAGUGUACUGUAAGAAAAUAUUUAGCUAAAAAAAUAUUUAAAAAUUUAAAAAAAGAAGCAAAAAGUGUUGAACAUGUUAAAUCACUUAAUAAAGGUCUUGAAAUGAAAAUAAUAUCAAUGCAACAAAAAAUAACUGAAAUAAAUAAAGAAAAUAAUGCAUUAAAAAUUGUACAAAAUGAAAAUAUUGAUUUAAAAUUAAAAUUAGAUAAUAUGAAAACAUAUGAAAUGGAAAAUAAAAAAUUAAUAAAUAUAUUAAAAUUAAAAGAUAUUGAAUUAUUAAAAAUGGAAGACAUAAUAAAAAAAGAACAAGAUGAAAAAAUGGAUUUAUUAAAUGAAAAUGAAAAAUUAAAACAAAAUAAAGAUAAUGAGUAUAAAAAACUAUUUGAAGAAACUGAAAAACUUAAGAGAGAAUUAUCAAUUGCAAAUGAAAAAGUUAGUACAAAUCAAAAAGGUGCUGAAGAAAAUUUAAAAACACGUCUUGAACAAGAAAAAGAUUUAUUAUUACUUGAUCAAGAUCAGGAUCGUGGUGCUUAUCAAAAACUAUUAAAAGAUUAUCAGGAGCUAGAAGAACAUGCUGAAAUAUUAGAACGUAAACUUGCAUUACAUGUACCAGGUCAUGCAAGAUCAUUAUCAAAUGCAUCAAGUACUGGUACAUCACAACAAGCAGGUGAUGAUCAAAAUAUUGAUUUUGGUUAUGGUUCAGUAAGAUCAACAUUGUCAUCAUCAACAGCAUAUUCACGAGUUGAAACAAUUGAUUGGAAUCAAAGAAGAUCAGAAAGUCCUCCCGAAAUUGAUGGACAAACAACAAAAUUACCUCAAGAUAUAAAUAGUACAAAUGAAAAUAUUCGACAAGCAUCAAUUGACAUUGGACUUGUAUUAAAACUUCAACAAAAAUUAAAAGAUGUUGAAAGUGCUAAUGGUCGACUUGUAAGAAUGGUUGAAGAUCUUGAAAAAGAUUAUCCAGAAGAUUUAUUAAGAACACAAGAUGCAUUCAGACUUCAAGAACUUGAAAUGGAAAAUUCACAAUUGAAAAAUAAUUUAAAUGCACUGAGAAAAACUGUUACUGAAGCUGAUACAUCAACGGUACAACAAAAUUUAAUGGAACAAUUUGAAGCAUUACAAGAAGAACUGGAAAGAAGACGUGAAGAAUGUAUACAACUUCAUAGUGUACUUGCUGAUAAUACAAAAAGAAUGAAAAAUCUUGGUUCAAAUUAUGGUAGAGAUGUUGAUAUUGUCAAUGAAGAUGGUGAAUUAAUACUUGCUUUUGAAGCACAAAAAAAAAUUAAUCGACAACUUGAAGAUGAAUUACAAAGUAAAGAAAAAGGCUGGAGAGAUCAGAGAAAUGAAUGGCGUGAUGAAAUUGAUAGACUUCAAGAUGAAAUACAAAAACAACAAAAAUUAUUAAGUGUUAAUUUGAGUCAAACACCACAAACACAAACUGAGGCAUUUUUACAGCAUGAAGUUGCUAGAUUAACAUCUGAAAAUUUGGAACUUCAAGAGAGAUUUGACAAAGUUUUUGAAGAAAAUCAAAAGCUCAAAAAACGAUGUCGAAUACUUGCAAAACGUCUUCGUGAUGCCGGCCAUGAGGAUAAUGAAACGAGGGAUAUCCCUGAACCAAAACCACGUCUAUUUAUGAUAACUGGUGCCGUACCAGAUAGCUCAGAUGCACCAUCAAAUCAAUCGGACAAUUCAGCUCAAUCAUCAUCAACAAUAAAUGGUACUAUAAUGCCAGCAAUAAGAAAAAAAGAACGUGAAUACGAAGGAAUGUUUGAAUUCAAAAAAGAACAUAUAACAGCAAUCAUACGUAAUCUUGUUGUUGAUUUAAAUCCAAAAAUAGCAGUAACAUUAUUACCAGGUUUACCAGCGUACAUUAUAUUCAUGUGUAUACGUCAUACAGAUUGUAUUAAUGAUGAUGAAAAAGUACGUGGUUUAUUAACAUCAUAUUUAAAUGCUGUAAAACGUGUAUUAAAAAAACGUAGUGGUGAUUUUGAUUCAGCUGUACUUUGGUUAAGUAAUACACUUAAACUACUUCAUAAUAUGAAACAAUAUUCUGGUGAUAAACCAUUUCAAAUUGAAAAUACACCACGACAAAAUGAACAGUGUUUACGUAAUUUUGAUUUGAGUGAAUAUCGUGUUGUUCUUAGUAAUGUUGCACUUUGGAUAUUUAAUAGUAAUAUUAUGACAAUUUUGAAAGAAAGAAUACAAGCAUUAACAGUACCAGCAAUACUAGAACAUGAAGAAAUAACUGGAUUAAAUUCAAAUAAACCUGGUAGACCAAGAUCAUCAUCAAUGGGUGAAGAGCCAGAAUCAACACAACAAAAAAUGGAUAAAUUAUUAGAUGAAUUAUUUGCUGUUCAUAAAACCGUAUUAUAUCAUGGUGUUGAUCCUGAAAUAAUAAUGCAGUUAUUUAAACAAUUAUUUUAUUUUAUGUGUGCUGGUGCACUUAAUAAUUUAUUAUUAAGAAAUGAAUUGUGUCAUUGGACAAAGGGUAUGCAAAUAAGAUAUAAUUUAAGUCAUUUAGAACAAUGGGCUAGAAAUCAGAAUUUAUCACCGGCUGCUGAAGCAUUACAGCCAAUUAUUCAAGCUGCUCAAUUAUUACAAGCAAGAAAAACUGAUGAAGAUGUUAAUUCAGUUUGUGAAAUGUGCAAUAAAUUAAGUGCUAAUCAAAUUAUUAAAAUAUUAAAUUUAUAUACACCAGCUGAUGAUUUUGAAACAAGAGUGCCAGUUAGUUUUAUUAAAAAAGUACAAGCUAAAUUAGACCAACGGCAGGAAAAUAAUGAUCAGCUACUUAUGGAUCUGAAAUAUUCUUAUCCGAUUCGAUUUCCAUUUAAUCCAUCGAACAUACGCCUGGAAGACAUUGAAAUACCAGAAGUUCUACAUCUACCUAUGCUCAAAAAGGUUUAAGUUUCAACUUAAUAUUGCAAUUAUUGCAAAAAAAAAAAAACAGUAAUAUAAAAAAAAUAUAUCUACUGAUUAUUUCAUAGU
Aphidius gifuensis is the source of this 6185-nucleotide messenger RNA. It is a transcript of the gene didum, whose product is annotated as unconventional myosin-Va. NCBI's taxonomy places the organism in Eukaryota, Metazoa, Arthropoda, Insecta, Hymenoptera, Braconidae. The record is from RefSeq and is a predicted model, not a curated record. Gene Ontology annotation, molecular function: actin filament binding; ATP binding; microfilament motor activity. Gene Ontology annotation, biological process: actin filament organization; vesicle transport along actin filament. Gene Ontology annotation, cellular component: cytoplasm; vesicle; myosin complex. Bases 510 to 6104 code for a protein of 1864 amino acids. The transcript has 6 exons.